AUGAGUACGACCACCACCACCACAUCAUCUUUGACAUCCUCCUCUGAAGAUCCCAUCGUACAAGCCAUUGUCUUCCAUAAUGGCAAGCAAGAUCAUUCUUCUUCAACAAGUCUUUCUUCCGAUGAAACUUUUAAUCGAAUGAAAUGUGUGGAUGAAUUCUCUUCUCUCAUGAAACAAUACAUCCAAUUGGAACAAUCAAUCAAAGAAGGAUCAAGUUUAGAAAAUAUUAAAUUAGAACAAACGAAUUGCAUUCAUCAAUUAAAUCAAUAUCAAUACAAUACAUCCAUAUUAUUAUCAUCAUUAUCACAAGACUAUGAGAAACAAUUACAAGAAAUACAAGAUCGUCUUCAAAAAGUGAAAGCACAGAUACAUGAACACAAGAAUGAAAUAAUACCAUCAUUAAAUCAAGAGUUAGAAAAUCAAAGAAAAUAUAAACAAUUUAAUGAAGAAUAUAAUUUAAUCUCUGAAAAUAUUUUGAAAAAACCAUCCACACAAGAAUUACAACAUCAAAAACAAUUGUCACUAGAGCAAUUAGAUCGAAUGAAACAAGAAGGAGAUGAAAAGAAGAAGAAAAUUGAAUAUUAUGAAAAACAAAUGGAAUUAUUAUUUGUAGCAACAAGUGAUUUAUUGUCGACCUUUAAAGUUCAAUAA
Naegleria fowleri is the source of this 651-nucleotide messenger RNA. RefSeq lists its product as uncharacterized. The record is from RefSeq and is a predicted model, not a curated record. The coding region runs from base 1 to 651 and encodes 216 amino acids. Lineage: Eukaryota; Heterolobosea; Eutetramitea; Acrasida; Naegleriidae. The transcript has a single exon.